Messenger RNA from Arabidopsis thaliana (thale cress), 1012 nucleotides. Its product is annotated as Acyl-CoA N-acyltransferases (NAT) superfamily protein. NCBI's taxonomy places the organism in Eukaryota, Viridiplantae, Streptophyta, Magnoliopsida, Brassicales, Brassicaceae. The record is from RefSeq and is marked reviewed. Bases 75 to 569 code for a protein of 164 amino acids. The transcript has 3 exons. Gene Ontology annotation, molecular function: acetyltransferase activity; acyltransferase activity, transferring groups other than amino-acyl groups; transferase activity.
CUCGAGCUUUUUCUUCCCUUGAUUUCUUUGGUCUCUGUCCGUACGACGUCGAAUAUCUAGAUUGUUCGACGGCGAUGGGAGCUGGGAGAGAAGUCAGCGUAUCGCUAGAUGGAGUCAGAGACAAAAACUUGAUGCAGCUUAAGAUACUCAACACGGUUUUGUUCCCGGUUCGUUACAACGACAAGUACUACGCCGAUGCAAUCGCUGCCGGCGAAUUCACCAAGCUUGCAUAUUACAAUGACAUAUGUGUUGGAGCUAUCGCCUGUCGGCUGGAGAAGAAAGAAAGUGGGGCCAUGCGAGUUUAUAUAAUGACGCUUGGUGUUCUUGCACCCUACCGUGGGAUUGGCAUUGGCUCAAAUCUAUUGAAUCAUGUUCUUGACAUGUGCUCCAAGCAAAACAUGUGUGAGAUAUACUUGCAUGUGCAGACAAACAACGAAGACGCAAUCAAGUUCUACAAGAAGUUCGGCUUUGAGAUCACAGAUACCAUACAAAACUAUUACAUCAACAUUGAGCCAAGAGAUUGCUACGUUGUCAGCAAGUCCUUUGCUCAAUCUGAAGCCAACAAAUGAUGAAAAAUACCAAACUUGGGGAAGCCAUUCCUCCCCAGUUUCUUUGUUGCAUUCAGUUCAAGAUCUAUUAAUGUUAUGAUGAUCCUUCGGUUUCCGAGUUUUGCUUGUUUUGUUGACCUUAAUUUUUCUUACUGAUUCUAAAUUUAUAAAUUCCUGGUUAUAUACUUGCAUGAUUUCUCUAAUGUCCUCUUGGCUUUGGACAUUUUCGUUUGGAAAAGUUUUUAACUUUGCAACUCAAAGCUUUACUACCAAGUAUCAUCGUGUUUGUAAAUGUUGGUCUAUGAAUUUGAGUAAAGAGAGACAAUGAUUCUUGUUAUGAGCUGUAGAAUAAAGUAAAGAAAAAAAUGAAGAAUUUAUGACUUGCGUUUUGGCUUGCGUGCCAUUUAUUCACAGUGAAGACUGGAAGAUGUGUUCUUCUUGAAUCAAAAAACGGCACGUCUUAU